UGUCUGGCCCAACCCCUGCUGCCCGUUUGUACUUGGGGCGAGUGGUGAAGAACCAAGUCCUCAAAGUGGACAAAAGAAAGAAUUAGACUAGACUUGAGGCCUGAGAGCAGGAGAGCUAGGUAGAUAACAAUCUCAUGUUCUCAUUUUCUGAUUGUAGCUUUUCUGCACCAAAUUUGUAAUAAAUUUGAAUUGAUUGAGAACAUGAGCAUGGAAGCCUUAAUUCCAGUUAUUAACAAGCUUCAAGAUGUUUUCAACACAGUUGGAGCAGAUGCUAUUCAGCUCCCACAAAUUGUAGUUGUUGGAUCACAGAGCUCUGGUAAAAGCAGUGUCUUGGAGAGUCUGGUUGGCAAAAGCUUUCUGCCAAGAGGGGUUGGUAUUGUCACCAGACGUCCACUUGUAUUGCAGCUCAUGUAUACAACUAAUGAACACAAGGAAAAUCGCAAUCAAGCCAACAUUGAUCUGCUGGAAUGGGCCCAAUUCCUGCACAUGGACAAGAUAUUCUCAGACUUUGAUGAAGUUCGAGCUGAGAUAGAGAGAGAGACUAACCGAGGAGCUGGUGCAAACAAGGGCAUAUCACCCGAGCCCAUCAGAUUAAAAAUCUACUCAAACAAAGUGGUCAACUUGACGGUUGUUGAUUUACCAGGCCUCACAAAGGUGCCAGUAGGAGAUCAGCCAGAAGACAUUGAGCAGCAGGUGCACGAUCUGGUAUUGCAGUAUAUCGGCAACCCAAACUCUAUUAUCCUGGCAGUGUCGUCGGCCAACACUGACAUGGCCACUGCUGAGGCCCUCAAGAUGGCUAAGGAGGUCGACCCCGAUGGACGACGAACUUUAGCUGUCAUCACCAAACUUGAUCUCAUGGAUGCUGGAACUGAUGCCAUUGACUGUCUAUGUGGCCGAGUCAUUCCUGUUAAGCUGGGCAUCAUUGGCGUUGUUAACCGCUCUCAGCAAGACAUUAUAGAUAAUAAGAGUAUAGAAGAUGCAAUGAAGGAUGAGGCAGCCUUCCUGCAGCGCAAAUACCCAACCCUGGCAAACAGAAAUGGCACGCCAUACCUUGCUAAGACACUCAACCGCCUCCUCAUGCACCACAUCCGUGACUGUCUACCUGAGCUCAAGACGCGCGUGACAAUGAUGAUGUCACAGUUCCAGUCUCUGCUCAACAGCUAUGGCGAUGAUGUACAAGAUAAGGCUCAGACUUUACUGCAGAUCAUCACAAAGUUCAAUGCUGCUUAUUGCCAAACAGUUGAAGGAACGGCAAGGAACAUCGAAACAACUGAACUGUGUGGAGGAGCGCGAAUUUGUUAUAUUUUCCACGAGACGUUCGGGCGGACGCUGGACUGCAUCCACCCCCUGGCCGGCCUCACUCAAAUGGACAUCCUGACCGCCAUACGUAAUGCCACUGGGCCGCGACCAGCGCUGUUUGUGCCUGAGGUUUCAUUUGAGCUCCUGGUAAAGCGGCAGAUCAGGAGACUAGAGGAGCCGUCACAGCGCUGCGUGGAGCUGGUCCAUGAGGAGAUGCAGCGCAUCAUUCAGUUCUGUGGUACUGAGGUGCAGCAAGAAAUGCUACGCUUCCCAAAGGUCCAUGAGAAGAUCGUGGACGUCGUCACGCAGUUGUUACGACGAAGGCUGCCACCAACCAAUUCUAUGGUUGAAAAUUUAGUGCUGAUUGAACUAGCGUACAUCAACACGAAGCAUCCCGACUUUCGCUCCGAUGCAUCCAUUGUCUCUUCGCUGAUGACGUCAAUCAACAGCAGCAGCAACAACUACGGCGGCGAGGACGACAAGCGCGUCAUACCCGUCAGGCGCCAGCAGCAGCAGCAGCAACAACAAUAUUCUCAGCUUGAUGGAGAGAUCUACUCGAAGGGAGUUAGUGGUGGAAGCAACGCUCAGUCGCGGUCACUGACAGAAGGGAGCAGUCGGCAAUUGCCGCAGUAUCCCUUCGAGCAACAGCAGCAGCCCACGCCCACCCACCAGCUCUACAAUUCUGUUGGGAACGGGCAGGGCGGCAAUUGGCUGGCUUCUCUCAUCGCUGGGCCAAAGCCUGAUCCAGCCAUUGCUUCUGUGGACAGUCAGGAACAGUCCAGAGAACAGUCACCUGAACAUUCUGCUCAAAAUGUCCAGUCGCUAGCGCAGAACUCGGCAAGUGUUCGGCCGCUUGUGCCGCUCCUGCCACUGCACUCCAUGCCUGGUCUUAACUGUGCUGCUGGCCUCUUGUCGCCACAGAAGCCGGUCAACCUGCUGCCUGAGGUGCCCAACCACCCCAUCAGGAAGCUCACCGAACGGGAAACUAGGGACGUCGAUCUCAUUGAACGGCUCAUCAAAUCAUAUUUCUACAUUGUGCGCAAAAGCAUCCAAGACAAAGUCCCGAAAGCCGUGAUGCACUUCUUGGUGAACCACGUCAAGGACAACCUGCAGAGCGAGCUCGUGAAGCACCUCUACAGGCAGGACCAAAUCGACGACUUACUUUCCGAGAGUCCGGAGGUCGCACAGCGGCGCAAAGAAGCCGCCGAAAUGCUCAAGGCUCUGCAACACGCAAAUGUGAUUAUUGGCGAGAUCAGGGAAACGCACAUGUGGUGAAGAGACCGCGAAAAAUUGUUGGAAACGCACAUACUUUUUUGGGCUCAAUAGAUGAAAUCUAGACGGCAGUAUACAUGAGCAAGAUAAUGGAGAGCGUGAAGAAAAACUAUACCUUAUACGUGGGACGAGAAACUGAGAUUUGUGCCAUUGGUUUCAUAACGGUCACUCAUUGCGUUAUGAAACACUUAGUUCACUUUUUGCUUGGUAGCACUAGAUCUUCACUUCUGCAUGAUAUUUCUACUGUAUGUGGUUUUGAAAUUCAUAAUUACUUCCCCAUUUACGGACUAUUACUAUAAAUUACAUGAGCAAGUUCAUCGUUCACCUAGUUACUAUGCGUGUGCGCUAGGCACAAUGCAAAUACGCUUUCAUACAUACUAAGGAAGUACUUGAUAUCUCGUGUUCGUCUAGUCCUGUGUAGUUUCUGUAUAUUCUACUAGUGUCCUCAUUUGUUACCUAUGGGGCAUUUUAAUGCAACUUACUGUUUGAAGAUACCGACAAUGGCAACACAUUAAAUCAUUAUAUGAUGGCGAUAGCUUGCACCUGAGGCGAACAGAGGGCCGCUUCCACUCUGACCAUUACGAGUUCAAAUUCCUAAAUUUACUAUCCGUACAUCACGUGGAGAGCUGAAUGUGUUUUUCUUAACUAUUGUAUCAUCGUGUGAUCAUUAUAACUUGUUUAAUAUACAACCCACGUCGCAAAUGAUGAAUUAUAUAUUAUUACUGUUAUGAGUUGCCUUGAUAUUCUAUCAUGAACAUCUUUUCUAUUCCAGUCUUCUAUCAAUUUAUAAUAGAAAUUCAUUCUAAAUGAAGAUAUCAAAUAACGUUUAUCUUUUCCGGGCGCGUCACGAUGUUCUUUAUUUUGUUAGAACCCUUGUAACUAAUGUGAUUUGUUCUGAUAUUUUGCUUAGUGCUAGCGCUGUGGUUGUGCUAGGAGUAGAUAUUUUUAAAUUGUAGUUCUUGUACAGUUUGAGGUUGGAAUUAAAUACUCGCCUUUUAAUGCCUACCGACGAAUAAGUUCAAAACUUGCUUCGUGUUAAAAUGAAGACUUGCAUUUCUUCGCAAGCAAAUUACUAGUCUUUAUUCAGACCAUGUUAAAAAUUCUCUACCCAUCACCGUGUUUUUAAGAGUCUGCAUUUGAAAGAAUCUCUUGAUACAAACUUAUUUUGUUGUCUGAUAAUUGUUUUAACUCGAUCAGUCCCGAGCUCAGAUAUACAAUCUAGUCCACUUGGGAUUUUAAACAUAAUCAGCGUUUCUGUAUUUUCCAAUCGGGCUUUUCCCUUGGUAUGUAAACAAUUUAUUACUUCCAGCUAAGUUAUUCUGAUCUCGGUCAACCUGUAACCCACUUCUGUUGCUUAUAAAAUGAAAUUUAUAUUAAGCUGAAGUACGGUUUCCAUGAAGUAGGAAACAUUUGCACUAGGUUAUGAGGAUGCAUGACCCAUUACUGGGACAAAUUCCAAAUAUUGCUUAAUACCCACCUGAGUUUGUGAAUAAAUAGGUGUGUGAUUAAUGCAUCCUAGAUAAUGUUUGAUAUUCCUUUACAUUGAGCACUGCAGGAAAAGUAAACUGUGGCUCGAGUCUGACUUGUGUCUGCACUUGGCAGCAGAAAGAGCUUCUGAAUUGUGUAAUUCUCAAGUUUGACUAGCUUGAAAGUAAAUGAUGUUGCAUGGUAACGGAAAGCUUCA
Molecule: messenger RNA, 4255 nt
Organism: Hyalella azteca
Lineage: Eukaryota; Metazoa; Arthropoda; Malacostraca; Amphipoda; Hyalellidae
Gene: Drp1
Product: dynamin-1-like protein
Exons: 16
Coding region: 202-2574 (790 amino acids)
Biological process (GO): mitochondrial fission
Cellular component (GO): membrane; mitochondrion; microtubule
Molecular function (GO): GTPase activity; GTP binding; microtubule binding
Source: RefSeq, a predicted model, not a curated record